CUAGAGCGAAGACCAGACCUGGCCGGUAGAUUACAUUCGAGUCCGUGAUUUCGACACCGGACAUAAUGUACUGGGAAUGUUAGACCGAUCUGACGUCGUCGGUCAUCCUCUCGCUUGUUUAUAGGCCUCGCGCCUUGGUGCUAUUGCUCGUACAAGGGUUUGCCGGCGAAAAUCAUACCAAAGGGAUGUAUAAAUUUUUAUAUAACCGUAUGAGGGCGUAAGACAACCACAUCGCCUUGAUCGUGUACCUCCUGGGUGCCAAUGGGUAAAUUUCAACACAAAGGACGAAGUUCCAGGAGAAAGAUGUCGCGCCUUUUCAAGAUCAUGCUAUUUCUGAUCGCAUUGGCUAUUUUUAUACUUAUCAGCAAUUUGGCCUUGUUAUCAAACCCGUCAUUCGUCUACCAUACAACGCCCUCACUCGAUGAUGGCGAUGAGAUGCAUUCCUUCAUGAGGGCGAGGAAACUGGAAUCUGUUAAAGUGAACGCGGCAGACAACCCUGGGCUAUUACACUUUGAAGAAGUUCGAACAGCAGUAUUCAAGCAAAACGUGGUGCAGACCUUCGGGGAAAUGUGGACAGCGCCAUCUCGAGGCAGUAUUACGAGAAUGUCGAAUGGAUAUAUUCACAGGAAUGGACUAGUGUUAUCAAAUAUGGAAGAAUCUGUUUUAAACAAUACAACGGUGUUGUCACGCGCAGCUAUUUUAUCAUUUCUUCACAUACAGCAGGAUACUUUUGAAGACAUAGUGUUUGGUUUAUUACCAUUUUUAAACUUUACGUGCGAAUUUAUGCAAACUACGGACCCUUUACAAAUUUUGAUGAAAACUCAAUUACCCGCCGACGUCAUUGAGUAUUUCUGCCACGUGAACAGUUCUCGUGUAAUUUACGAUAUCCCGGAUGUCACGUACUUUGCGAGCACUGUUUAUCUUCCGGCAUUCUUCCCGAACAACUUACUCCAUCAGCAAGGGCUGAUCCCACCGAAUUCUCUACGCAAACUGAAAAGAACAGUUUUCAAUGACGGUGACAUCGUACUGUACCUUAGAGAGUCAGAUCACACGUCUAUACUUCUUGAAAACGAAAACGAGAUUUUAUCGGUCUUAGAAGCCUCGUUGCCCGACACACUGGGAUUAGUUGUCUGGAAGUCGUCUGAACAUGACUGGCGGGGAAACCAGCACACUUUCUCUCAAGCCAGAAUUGUGUUGGCUCCUCGCAGUACUGCCGUUGCCAAUGUCGCUUUCUGUCACCCUCAAAGUCACGUGAUUGAAAUAACCCACCGAAAUUUUAGUUGCCAUGGAAAUAAUUCUCUUAGGUGCUAUGAUGGUCUGGCGAAGGCGUUUGGUUUGAAUUACUGGACUCUUUUUGCUGAAAGGACCACGCCGCAAGAUGACAAGAUCGCGCGUGUAUCGCGAGAAAGUCUACUGCAGUUGCUGAGUGUCAUUCUGGACGAGACGGACUACGACGUGUCCCAGAAGAAGAGUGAUAUUUUGCAAAGAAUGUUCCAGGAAAGCAUGCCGCUUGGACUUCGACAGAUGUCGUCUAUUCUAGAAGACAUUUUUUACAGGUCCGGUAGUUGUAAAUUGCUAGUUUUCGGGUUUGCCAAUGACAUUGAAUUGCUUAGCACCGCAAACCAAAAUGGUGCCACGACUCUUGUAGUCGCCGGAAACGACACGUCGCGAAUGAUUACAAUGGCGCCCAAAGACGUAACUUACAUUUCUGGGGAAUACUCAGUUUCGAAGUCAGAAUGGAAAACGCUAAUUAACAACAAACCUGAACUUUUGCAAGAGAACUUUCCUAAGGAGUUGAAGUCCACGGUAUGGGACAUAAUCAUAAUUCGUUCGAUUAACUCAGACUCGUAUUUGUCGGAUACCAUAAAACCAAUAUACUGGGCUUCACAGAUUGCUGGUAUGGGUUCUUCUGUGUAUAUCCACGCAGUUCAUAACACCAUAGAAUCGUCUGUAGCGUUCAAAUUUUUUGGUGAUUCUAGUUUGUUGAUCGAAGAAGCCAACACUGCCAUGGCUAAGUAUGAGACCUCCCGGCUGUAAAAUGUCGGUGUUUUAACAAUUGGACGUGAAAUGUGUUUUUAAAUAUUAUUUGAUUAAAGUAGUACAUGUUGUACGAGUAUUUUAAA
Molecule: messenger RNA, 2123 nt
Organism: Saccoglossus kowalevskii
Lineage: Eukaryota; Metazoa; Hemichordata; Enteropneusta; Harrimaniidae
Molecular function (GO): glycosyltransferase activity
Source: RefSeq, a predicted model, not a curated record